AUGUCAGAUCAUUCAACAUCUUCCGUCGAAGCCCCCAAAUAUGAGUGCUCAGUAUGUCUCAAGAGAUACAAGCGGCGCGAGCACCUCUUCCGCCACCUCAGCUCCCAUACAUCGCAGCGACCACACCAAUGCACCCUAUGUAAUGGGGCAUUUCAGCGCGCCGAUGUGUUGAAACGACACAUGCGCACCUGUGAUGGUGGAGGGUCAAGAGCUACUAGCCGGAGACGAGCCUGUGAUCGCUGCGUUCGUCAAAAGAAGGCUUGUAGCUCGCACCAGCCAUGCCACAGCUGCGUGAAGAGAGGUGCCCAGUGCUGGUAUCCCGCAGAUUCAGGAUCCUCGAAACAGCCAUCUCUUGGGAGUGUCGACGUGUCUUCACCGAAAGAUCCGGCAUCAAAUCCGAUGGAGUUAACGCCACCGGUCUCAAACCCAGUGAUGCCCUGGGGGUUCACAACUGAAGAGUUGCAGAAUCUUGGAACGAGUCCACAGGAAACACUUUUCGACUCAGCAUCUACCCAUUUACCGAAUUCGAGUUGGCAGGAAUUCUCCACCAUAAACCCUGAGACUCCGGCAAUGUUUGAACCAUCCGUCUCAGAUGAAGACUCUCGUCAAUCAUUGGGGUUUUUGGAUAAAUUCACUAGCAACACCGGUCUGGUUUCAAGCUUUGACUGCGGCACACAGGAGCAGAGAGAGCACCUCUCUGCCGAAUUGGACCGACACAUCUCGUUUCAAUUACAGCAGAGAAUCAUGUCGUUACCAGCCCUCGGCAUGAAUGUUCCAUCGCCUACGAUUUUGGAAGCCAUCAGCGACUCAAGCUCUACCGACGAUUUUCCACUAGACUGGUUUAAUGAUCCACUGUCUCUCAAAACCCACGAGAUCUUGUUACUGAUCGAAGAAGUCGUCACAAUAAAACCGCGGAAUAGUUCCGUGACUUUAGAUUGGACACCGGCACUGAAAAGUGCAUGUCUACAAUUUUUUUCACCAUCGAAUCUGAGAAGGUUUUUGGGAUUUUACUGGGCAAUUUGGCAUCCCAAUGUCAAUUUUAUUCACAGGCCUACUUUUGAUCCCCUCGCAGCAAAGCCAACAGUACUAGCAGCAAUGGCCCUGAUUGGUGCGUGCGUUUCGUCCGAUAUGCCUGAUAACGAAGAUGCGAAAACGUGGUUCAAUUGCGUGGAAGAGAUGGUCUUUAUAGAUGAUGAUUUCAACAGUGAUAUGACCUAUUCACCAUGCGGUAGCAUGGCCAGCCAGCGACGCAAGAUUCAAGCGCUCCAGGCUGCCUAUAUAGUCUGUCUCUAUCAGAAUUGGGAAGGCACCGACGCGAGCAAGUCUCGCAUUCGACGCCAUCGAUUUGCCACCCUUGUGUCUACCGCUCGAGAUAUUGGAAUCACCUCGGCCAGACACCUGAGCUACAGCGAGCAGGGUCGGCAUGACUUUGAGUGGAAAGAAUAUGCAGCUAGAGAGGAGCUGAUACGAGUUUUCUCGUGGAUCUAUCUCCUUGACUCGGCAUUUGUGAUUUUCAACAAUCUUCCUCCCAGAAUGGUCAUCAAAGAGAUGAGACUACACAUGGCAACACCCGAAGCUUGUUUCCAAGCACUCACAGCAGACCAAUGCCAUCAUCAGAUCCAAUUAUCUCUACCAGCCAGAAGCCCUUACUGGUCUAUCUCAUUCCGAGGUGCAUUUGAAUCGCUAUGCAAAGAUGACCCCUCUGCCAACAUCCACCGCCUCCUCGCCACAUUAUGUCCACUGAACCUGUUUGCAUUGACAUCCGCCAUCCACUCUCAAAUAUUCCAGCUCCGCAACGUAGUUGGAAGUUACCAACUACUCGCCCCGAUCCGCAACGCACUGAGCAACUGGCGCGACAUCUGGCAGUCGUUCUCAUCAAACUUUCCCCAGGGAAUAUCACCACACAUGACCAUCGAAGACCUUCACAUUCAACCCGCCGAAUUGUGGACCCGGAUGGGAUUUUGUCGGUAUGCGCCGGAGUAUUGGCUCCUGGCCCAAUUGAUGGCGGAUCGGUUGGCGAUGUUGGGGACGUCGCAGCAGGUGAAUGAGCUGGAGCCAUUGGAGGAGGGGCCGUUGGAUCCCAUUCUGAAUAAGUAUGAUCAAACCAGUAUGCGACAGGUGAACGACUUGAUCAUGGGCUUUCAGACAUUUCAGAUUUGA
Molecule: messenger RNA, 2160 nt
Organism: Penicillium brevicompactum
Lineage: Eukaryota; Fungi; Ascomycota; Eurotiomycetes; Eurotiales; Aspergillaceae
Product: putative C2H2 transcription factor
Exons: 5
Coding region: 1-2160 (719 amino acids)
Biological process (GO): DNA-templated transcription; regulation of transcription by RNA polymerase II
Cellular component (GO): chromatin
Molecular function (GO): RNA polymerase II cis-regulatory region sequence-specific DNA binding; zinc ion binding; DNA-binding transcription factor activity, RNA polymerase II-specific
Source: RefSeq, a predicted model, not a curated record